Trichoplusia ni (cabbage looper) is the source of this 3306-nucleotide messenger RNA. It is a transcript of the gene nesd, whose product is annotated as protein nessun dorma. Gene Ontology annotation, biological process: male meiosis cytokinesis; spermatogenesis. The coding region runs from base 125 to 1669 and encodes 514 amino acids. The transcript has 10 exons. Lineage: Eukaryota; Metazoa; Arthropoda; Insecta; Lepidoptera; Noctuidae. The record is from RefSeq and is a predicted model, not a curated record.
GACAUCUUACCAGUUUGAAUUUUAAACUUGAGUUAGCGGUCGAACAAAAACAGAACAAUUUUAUUUUUCCGUGUUACUUGUGUGUAAUUGAAGUGUUUUAUUACGAAUUAAAACGAAAGUAAAGAUGCCAUCAGUGUUUACAUUCUCACGCAGUGACAAUGAGAUCCUGCAAGAACUGUUACGGGUGUUCAGCUCGGGCCGCGGCACCGCCCGGGAGCAGUGGAGCAUACAGGCCGAGUUGUUGGUGGAGCCGGUCGGGUGGGACGCACUGUGGAAACUGUCCAAAGAGUUCUGUAAAAAGUUUGAAGUAAGAUUCCCCUGUGUUGCCUACGUAACAGUAACAUCAGUGGACUUUGAGAAUCUCUCAGCGUGUAUAGACGUACUGAGUGUUCAACACGAGUCCGUAUCACUGCCGGAGAAUAUAGUAGAUGUGCCACUGAUUGAGCUCUGGCCGACCACAAAGCAGAGGGAACAAUGUAUUAAUGCGGCGACAACCGCAGAGUUUAUUGAUCUGUUGAGAUUCUACUACACAGACAUCUGGAUGCCGUGGGACGAGGCAGAUGACAAGAUCCUCUUACCGAACACGAUAGAAGAUCGUAUGCAACUCUGGUCGGACAUGCACAAUGGUACAAUACCAAAUUGUGUGGCCCGCUCCAUCACACUACUCAGAAACAGUGCCAUUGAUGCCCAUGAGAAGUUAAGGCAGCUAGACUCGUCGCUGUGUGAGGGUGACUUGGCUAAUGAUGAUGAUUCCCUCCUACCACCAAACUACAUUUCUUUGUGUGCUGAAAUGAAUGCCCGCCUGGACGGGCUCAUGUCAAAAUGGACGUUAUACGAGAACUCGCUAAUUCGAGAACAGUAUCUCGCCAAAGAAAAGUUGAAAUGGCAGAAGAAUAAGAGUAAGAGGAAUGUCGUAGCACUAUGGCAAGGCGGUUCAAUCUUCGAAUUUGAAGAGCUCUCAAAGUUCCUAGUCUCCCAUUUGACUAGCGAGUACACUCUCAGCGUGAUGACGUCAGCAGAAGAAGCAUUGGCUCUAGAACCAGAAGAAUUAGUUUUAUGCAGUAAUACUUAUAGUCUACCAGAGGUGCCGCUGUCCAAUAUCAAUAUUACCAGUUUUAAAGGAGCGACCCUCCUCGCGUCGGACAUGCGGUCGUGCGUGGCGGUGGUGAGCUCGCGGGUGUGGCUGCGCUCGCUGCGGCUGCAGUGCGCCGCCGCCGCCACCGCGCUGCUGGCGCGCGCCGGGGACCUGCGCCUCAGCGACUGCCAGCUCUGCGACCAGCCUGGCAGCGACCAGAGUGAUUUUGCUCAAGGCAUUGUGGCGAUGUCUGGUGCUAAAAUACUAAUAGAAGAAUGCACGUUUGAUAACUUCUACUCUGGCAUCGUAGUUCAUAAAGGAGCGCAGGUGGUGUUAAAGAACUGUACGAUCAAGAACUGCGGCGUCGGCAUACAGAUGUACUCCGGAUCACGAGUCGAGCUCACUGAUACCGAGAUCUCAGGCUGCAGCGAGCAGUGCAUACGCUGCGAGGUCGACGCCGCGGCGGAAGGAAACGCUGAUCAUAAGACGAGCACGCUAGGGAUGGAGGGGCUAAUAGUGAAUUCCAGCUGCAAAAUUGGUUCAGGCAAGCUACAGGAUGAAGUUCUGAUCGUUAGACAAGACUCCAACUUAUAAACAAUAGUGUUAAAUGGUUAAUUAUAUACCUUGGUACUGAAAGGCUGAUAUUUCCAAACCAACCGCGCAUCAGGUAUCUGAUAAAUUAGUUCACGACCACGUCAGCAUAUCUUGAUCUGGGUGCCGUAUAUCCUACAAUCCUACUAGCAUCAUAAACGCGAAGGUGUAGGUCGUAAGGAUGUGUGGAUGUUUGUUCCUCUUUCACGCAAAAACUUCUGAAUGGAUUUAAACGAAACUUGGUACACAUAUAGUUAUAACAUAGGACAACAGGAUCAAUUCAUAACUAUGUUUGUUCAUUUCCGAUUUGUAGUUGGCGGGCACGCGGGCAACAGCUAGUAAGAGUCGGGAAAUCUAUUAAUUAGUAAUAGUAUGCAUAAUAUGAAUAAGGGCCGAUUUUUCAACCGCCAGAUAACUUUUAUUCGACGAAUAUCUUUGACGUUUUGACAGUUUUUGUAUAGAAAAUAUGUCAAACGGCCAUAUUAUUUAUUCCUCAGAUAAAAUUUAUCUGACGAAUGACAAAUCGGGCCUAAGUUUUAUAUUUUUCAGCCUUUCAGGAACAAUGGUUAAUGUAUCCCAGUCAUAUCCAUAAUAUGUUAUUUAUUUACAAUAUGUAUGUGCCUUGUUAGAUAUAACGGUUUUAGAAUAAACGUAUUUUCUUUUUAUUGUUUAUAUUAUAUUUUAGUUAUACGAUUCCGAACGAAAUAUGCAGUGAAAUAGUACAAAGAGUUGCAUAAAUUUUAGUGAUAUGAUGGGUAGAUUGAAAUUAUACUUUAUUUGUAUAGGUACUGUAAAGAAAGUUAAACAAUGUUGGUGUGUCUUCUUGUCUAAAAAUCAUCAUCAUCAUGCCCCUGCUGCCCCUGCCCUUAUCCCAAUAAUUAUUUGGGGUCUUCGCAACAUGUCUUCUCCUUCCAUUCCAUACCUUUCUAUCCGACGUCUUCUCAAAAGAAACAUUCUUUGCAGCCAUAUCGUCUUUCACACAAUCCAUCCAUCGUUUCCUUGGUCGUCCUCUUCCCCUAUAUCCAUCCACAUCCAUACUCAACACCUUUACCACAUGACUUUCAUUCCUCCGCAUAACAUACAUACCAUGACAGUCUUCUUGUCUAAAAAGUCAGUUAAAAAUAAAACGCGAUUAAAAACCACGUCAAACGAGAUAAUCAAAUCAAAAAUUACACUGAAAUAUUUCAGUUCAUUAUUUCUGAAUGAAAAUCGAGUGACUAUCAUCACAUAAUCACAAAUGGAGUUUGGAUUUCUAAUAUCUUGUACACCACUUUAUAAGCAAUACUUUUUAUUACCCAAUAAAUAUCUUAAUGUUGUCUAGGAUAAUAUGUAUAAAGAUUUAUUAGCGUCUGGAAAUAAUUCCGGGGAUUAUUGAUAAUUUCUAUUGCAAUCGCAAUUAUAAUAUGAAUCGACAUUUUUUCAGUACUUCUAAUAUUUAAAAAGUCUUACAUCUAUGCCCACAUAAUUCAUUUUGACUAUUGCGUUGUACCAUUAUUUUUAUUGUAAUUUAAAUUAGUUAAUUAUGUUUUUAAUUGAGCUUUAACUAACUCUGGUAGAUAGUGCCUUUUAUGUUAUGUUGUAUAUACUUUAGCAGCUCAAACCGUCAUGUUUUGAUGUUUUAAUAAAUUGUCGACAAAUUA